Pelobates cultripes (western spadefoot toad) is the source of this 411-nucleotide messenger RNA. NCBI's taxonomy places the organism in Eukaryota, Metazoa, Chordata, Amphibia, Anura, Pelobatidae. The record is from the annotation of a GenBank genome assembly.
AUGGAUUUCCCGGCUGCCAAAACAUCCUUAAGGAGAUUUUUCACUGAGCAAUCAGACCCGCAAGGAAGCGGCAAGAUGGCACCCGCGGGAAACACACGAGGCAGCCAGCCGUCCAGCCCAUCAGCAUCGGAAUGCUCGGCAGAGGAAUCCGACAUUAGGGCAAUACUUACCCAACUGCCCUCCAAGACUGACCUUGCAGCCAUGUUUCAAAGGCUAGAGGACAGUUUUAGCGAAAAACUCCAGGGAGUGAGUGCAGAUGUACAGCACCUAGGCGAUAGAGUGCAGGCCCUGGAGGAAGAGACAGAAACUGCCGACAGGCAGUGGGUUGAAUGCCACACUACACAAGAGAUACACUCUGAAGCCAUCAGAUACCUGCAAAGGAGGCUGGAAGAUGUUGACAAUCGGAGGUGA